Molecule: messenger RNA, 1767 nt
Organism: Hemisphaericaspora subhashii
Lineage: Eukaryota; Fungi; Ascomycota; Pichiomycetes; Serinales; Debaryomycetaceae
Product: FAD-binding oxidoreductase
Exons: 1
Coding region: 1-1767 (588 amino acids)
Biological process (GO): lactate catabolic process
Cellular component (GO): mitochondrion
Molecular function (GO): D-lactate dehydrogenase (cytochrome) activity; FAD binding; D-lactate dehydrogenase (NAD+) activity
Source: RefSeq, a predicted model, not a curated record
AUGUUUAGAUUGGGUUAUAAACUAAUCAGACCAAUCUCUAGAGUUAGAUUCAACUCUACCAGAGCCACACCUCAAUCAACCACUGGCCCUCAAUUAUUCAAAUACUUUGCAUUAGCAACAGUAUUCCUGGGAGCAGGUAUCUAUCUUGGUCAAACAGUUUUCAAACAACAAGAACAACAACAACAAAAAUCCCCAACACCAGAUUUAUCGACAUCCCCAUUAUCGACCUUAUCCCCACCAAUCUAUGCCACUGAACAAGAAUUUCAAAUUGGCUUAUCCAAAAUCCUCAAUCUCGUAGGCAAAGAACACGCAUCAUUUGAUAAAGACGUCCUUCAUACCCAUAAUGAUUCAUUCUUCCAAACCCAUCAUCCACCCGAUCCAACCAAACAACAUCCCCAUGUCGUAAUCUAUCCUAAUUCAACUCAGGAAGUUUCCGAGGUUUUAAAAAUCGCUCAUGAGUAUAGAAUCCCCGUGGUUGCUAGUUCUGGAUUAACGUCAGUCGAGGGGCAGAAUAUCCAUACCCGUGGUCCAUAUAGUAUUUCACUUUCAUUUGGACAUAUGAAUAAAAUCCUUGAAUUCCAUCCUGAGGAUUUAGAUAUUGUGGUGGAACCCGGAGUAGGAUGGCAGGAUUUGGAUGAUUUUUUGAGGAAUGAUCCUCAGGGGGACCAUUUAUUAUUUGGACCUGAUCCUGGAAUGGGAGCAAAUAUUGCUGGAAUGGUAGGGACUAGUGCUCUGGGAACGAAUGCGUUUAAAUAUGGCACGAUGAAGGAGAAUGUUGUGAAUUUGACGGUUGUAUUGGCUGAUGGAACGAUUAUUAAGACGAAACAAAGACCAAGGAAGUCGAGUGCCGGUUAUGAUAUGACGAGAUUGUUUAUUGGAAGUGAAGGGACUUUGGGGGUGAUAACUGAAAUCACUUUGAAAUUACAUGUGAGACCAAAAUUUGAAUUUGUUAGUAUUGCCGCAUUUGAAACUAUUAAAGAUGCAGCUGCUACUGCUCAAAAUUUGAUUUCUCAGGGGAUUCAACCUAAUGCAAUUGAGAUUCUUAAUGAUACUAUGAUGUCAUUUGUGAAUGAAUUUUCUGAUUCAAAGACAAGGUAUUUAGAACAUCCAACUUUGUUUAUGAAAUUUGGUGGUGCUAGUGAACAGGCAAUUGCAGAACAAACAAAAGUAGUUGAAGCAAUUGCCGCCAAGAAUAAUGUAAUCAAAUUUGAAAGUAGUCAUGAUGAAGAUAUGAAUCAAGAAUUAUGGCUGGCAAGAAGAAGUGGACUUUGGUCGACAUUUGAACAUGGUGCUAAAGUAUUAGAAGAUCCUAAUGAUGUAAAUGUAUGGGCUACUGAUAUUGCAGUACCAAUUUCCAAAUUAUCUAGCAUUAUCAGUGAGAUAAACCAAGAUUUAAUAGAAGGUGGUUAUGACAAUAAAUUCUCAGUUAUGGGUCAUAUUGGGGAUGGAAAUUGUCAUUUUUUGAUCUUGUUUAAUUCAAAGGAUCAUGGUGUAGUAUCUCAAGUUGUUGAUAAGAUGGUUGAAAGAGCACUUAAUUAUGAAGGUACUUCUACUGGAGAACAUGGAGUAGGGGUAGGUAAGAGAAAGUAUUUACCUCAAGAAUUGGGGAUAACUACUGUUGAUGCUAUGAGACAAAUUAAAUUAGCUUUGGAUCCUAGACGUAUUUUGAAUCCUGAUAAGAUAUUUAAAAUUGAUCCUAAUGAUACAUUGGAUGAACAAUUAGAAGGUGGGCAUAUUAAAGAAAUACAAGAAUGUCGUAAUCAUUAA